This is a messenger RNA of Trifolium pratense (red clover), 1905 nucleotides long. RefSeq names its product clp protease adapter protein ClpF, chloroplastic. Bases 550 to 1569 code for a protein of 339 amino acids. The record is from RefSeq and is a predicted model, not a curated record. The transcript has 9 exons. Lineage: Eukaryota; Viridiplantae; Streptophyta; Magnoliopsida; Fabales; Fabaceae. Gene Ontology annotation, molecular function: DNA binding; protein binding.
AUUUUAGAACUAUAUGAAGAAUUAAUUGAAAAUACAAAUAUAUUUCCUUGCUUCUGUUCUGUGACUGGGAAGCCAUUGAUGCUUUUGGAAAUCUUCUUCUCCUAUUUCCUUUUUUGUUCCUAACCUUUUGGAAAUGUCGAAAUUGUAGGUCGGAUGUCAUGAUUGGAGUUUGAACCCCGGCUCCUCCACUUUAUGUCAAUAGUAUGUCAUUUCGGCUAUCUGCAAAAAAAAAAUAGUUUACAUUGAUAUCCAAUAGAAAUUAAGCAUUUAUCCAUGUCAUACAAUUAAGGUGAGGUGAUUUGGCGGAAUGUAUGGUUGCUACACUAUCCUAUUUUCUCUAGUUAUAAUUAAAGUUGAUUUUUUGACGAUGAUUAUUGAUUGACAGUGUAAAAAAUAUUUAUAGUGACGAUGUAUACCAAUUAAAUCAUUGAUUUUUUGUGGGGUAUUUGCAGGAACAUUCUCUUCAGAAAAGGGUAAAUUUGUGUUUCUCUUUAACCCUUUUUUAGGGUGAGACAUUGAAACAAACAUCUUAUUUUGGCUUCACAAAAAAUGGUGCAAGGUGUGUCAUUGAGCACUCUAGCAACAUGUGGAAAGAGCAGAAUCUAUUGUUCAUCUCAUUCUUGGAUGACACCCUUUGAGCCAUUUAAAAGAUCACAUAUUGAAUCUGCCACCGGAAAACACGUGGUUUGGAACAAGUGUGUGCAGAGCUUGGUCUUAAUUGGGUACCCUUGUGUGUCGAGGCAAAGAAGUUGUUUUAAGGUUAAAGCAGGAUGGAUGUUUAGAGGGGGGGAGCAAGGUUUGGAUGCAAGUGUAGAGCAGAGUGAAAGUGCUAAUGAGGAUAUCUUGAUGUUCUUCUUUCAGCUGGAUUUAGCUACAAGAGUGCAGUGUGCUUUAAACAUGGAAGAGUAUGACAUAGCACAGCAGCUGCGAAGCAAACUUUCUGAGGUUGAAGAAGAGGUAACUAAGCAACAACAGUCAAAAAGGGGAAUGUCUGCGAAAAGUGAAGCUCAAGAUAAAGCUAUAAGUAUUAUACGUCUUCGUUCAGACCUUCAGAGUGCAAUCGAGAAUGAAGAUUAUGCCUUGGCUGCUAAAUUACGUGAUGAAAUUUCCAAACUUGAAGCUGAGUCUUUAGCUGCAUCAGCUAAAGCUUUGGCACAUGAAAAUGCACAAUAUGUGUUUCGGUUGGGGCAGAAAGUGAGGCAUAAAUUAUUCGGCUAUAGAGCUAUAAUUGUAGGAAUGGAUCCAGUAUGCAGUGAAUCGAAUUCAUGGAUGGAAAAUGCACAAGUUAAGAAGUUGCCUCGUGGUUCCACACAACCGUUUUAUCAGGUACUUGUUGACGUACGUGCUGAACCAGAUCUACUGGUGGCGUAUGUUCCAGAGGAAAAUCUUUUAAUACCUGACAAACCAGACAAAGGAAGGUUUGAUCACCCCUACAUGUCUUUUCUGUUCUAUGGAAUGGAUUCAGCUGGAGAUUUCAUCCCUAUUAAGCAACUUCGGGAGAAGUACAAUAAACCACGCCAUGAAAUACCCUUUGACCCACCAACCGAUGAAGAUGGAGGAAAUGCUUAAAUUACAAAUGUGAGACUGUAUGCAAUUCUUAUACCGGCUUCUGAAUGAGUUUGAAAAUCCUGAUGUGAUAUAUUUGAAAGAAUCGGUCAAACCGCUAUGGAGAUAAGUAGAAACUUAUUAACCAGAAAGCAUUCCUUGUGUUGCUUGUGCAAUGAUAACUACCUCUCUAUAAGGUUACUCACAUUACAUUCUAUUGUAAAUUUUUCAUUCCGUAUGAUUUAUCAGCAGCUAGGGUUUCUGGUUACUGAACCCUGCCUUAAUCAUAUGUUUGUACAUAGAAUUAAUGAGAAAAUGUUACCUCCUAAUUACAUCCUAAAAUGAGAAAGGUUGUCUUUA